This is a messenger RNA of Polychytrium aggregatum, 1204 nucleotides long. RefSeq names its product WD40-repeat-containing domain protein. NCBI's taxonomy places the organism in Eukaryota, Fungi, Chytridiomycota, Chytridiomycetes, Polychytriales. The coding region runs from base 93 to 1151 and encodes 352 amino acids. Gene Ontology annotation, molecular function: protein binding. The record is from RefSeq and is a predicted model, not a curated record. The transcript has 7 exons.
UCAACCAUCCACCAUCCACCAUCAACCAUCAACAUUCAACCAUCAACCAUCCACCAUCAACAUUCAACCAUCAACCAUCAACCAUCGACGACAUGUCUCCAACGACGCUCGCCCGCAUCGACACCGAGUACAGCGCAGACUCGGUCGAAUUUUGUCCCGUCUCUGAUCAUCAGCGCAUCAUGGCCCUUGGCACCUACCAAGUCAUCAAGACCGAGGACGACACUCCAGCCCCGCGCAAGGGCCGACUUGUUCUGUAUUCCGUCGAGUCAGAAACAACCAGCACAGGCAACGAUGGGCUGGCGUCGGUGACCAUGAACGAAUUGAUGCGCCUCGAAACAGGUGCGAUCCUCGAUAUGAAGUGGUCUCAUCGCGUGCUGGACUCGGGUCGACCCACCAUGGGCAUGGUCGAUGCCCUUGGCAACACGAGCCUCUGGACACUGAGUCAGAGCUCGAUUCUGGAGAAGACCGCUGCGUGGAACAACGAAUCAGAAGGAGUGCUCUGUUUGUCGCUCGACUGGUCGAAUCGAGUUCAUCCAGAGACUCCCUCGCUGAUCGUCAGCCAGAGCGACGGGUCGUUGGUUCACCUUGGAGUCACCCAAGAGGGGCAGCUGGAGCCGCUUGUUCAGUGGACCGCACACGACUACGAAGCUUGGAUCGGUGCCUUUGACUACUGGAGCACCUCGACCGUUUACUCGGGUGGCGAUGACUGUCGGCUCAAAGGCUGGGAUCUUCGUAUGGGUGGCGAUCGCCCGACGUUUGUUAGUCGAAGGCACCAAAUGGGCGUCUGCAGUAUCCAAAGCCAUCCACAUACAGAACAUAUCCUGGCCACCGGGAGCUACGACGAACAUGUCCUGGUCUGGGACACCCGCUCGAUGAAACAACCGCUGGUCGAUCAUCACAUCGGCGGCGGCGUCUGGAGACUCAAGUGGCACCCCCGGAAACAAAACAUACUCCUUGCCGCGGCGAUGCACAACGGCUUCCAUGUCCUCGAGACGGAUCUGGCGAGCGCCAGCAGAGUCGUCGCCAGCUACUCUGAGCAUGAGUCGCUCGCCUACGGGUCCGACUGGUGCCAUGACCCCGCCCUGCCCAUUGUUGGCUCGUGUUCCUUCUACGACCACGCACUGCGAGUGUGGUCAGUGUCGACGAAAUAGAGGCGCCGCAUCGCUGUGGCUCGGCCAAACAAGGAGAAUGGGGACAUGUCCAC